Molecule: messenger RNA, 894 nt
Organism: Vicia villosa (hairy vetch)
Lineage: Eukaryota; Viridiplantae; Streptophyta; Magnoliopsida; Fabales; Fabaceae
Product: chitinase 2-like
Exons: 1
Coding region: 1-894 (297 amino acids)
Biological process (GO): carbohydrate metabolic process
Source: RefSeq, a predicted model, not a curated record
AUGUCAUCAGAAGCUGAUAUCGCCGCCGUUGUGAAGCCUACUAUUUUCAGAGAGUACAUCUCAGGUAGUUUAGAUGCUUUUCCUGCAAGAAUAAUCAACAAGGACAUUAUUGAAUUCCACUUCAUUCUGGGCUUUGCCAAAGAUACGUAUCUUGAAGACGGAACAGGCACAGGAGCAUUCACCCGCAAUUGGAACUUUAAUACCUUUGGCCCAGAAAAAGUGUUGAAUCUCAAGAUAGAUCAUACGAAUGUGAAAGUUGUAAUAAGCAUAGGAGGCCAAGGCCGUGAAGAUAAAUUCAACCCUCAGAAUAAAGAAGACUGGAUUGUGAAUGCCAAAUCAUCAAUCAAAGAUCUAAUUCUUGACUACAAGAUUAGUGGCCCAUCGGUCAGCUUUUACACGAUUGACGGUAUUGAUAUUAACUAUGCAUACAUGGAGUCCAAUGCGGAUGACUUUGCCUACUGCAUAGGGAAGGUCAUAACACAACUCAAGGAUGAUCCCGACGUUUCCAUCUCCUUGAAUGUGGUGUCCAUUGCUCCAACAAAGGAUCUCCAACCCCACUACCUCGCACUGUAUCGAGAAAACCAAGAGAAAAUUGAUUGGAUUAACUACAAGUUCUACAAUCAGUAUUUUCCUUCAGAGGAUGAGUUUGUAAAGCUCUUUAAACAACUAAUUUAUGAAUAUGGCACCCCGUUUAAACUCUUGCCAGGAGUCAGCACCAAUACCAUUAAUCCAUCUCUAAUGAAAACUGAUCUCUUUGUUAAUGGAUGCACAAUUCUCCUUCAAACUGCAUCACUUCCGGGAGUUUUUGUUUGGGAUGCUAAUACCUCGGAACCCACGUAUUCACUUGAGGGACAGCUUCAAGAUCUCUUUACUAAAGACUUUAGUAAAGAGUGA